Messenger RNA from Symbiodinium necroappetens, 906 nucleotides. The record is from the annotation of a GenBank genome assembly. NCBI's taxonomy places the organism in Eukaryota, Dinophyceae, Suessiales, Symbiodiniaceae.
AUGGACCACCCACUGCUGUCUUAUUUGGAUGAAGGACUCAGCAGACCAUCCGUCAAGGAGUUCCUGCAGCGGAUUGAGGGUAGAUCUGAAUCGGCUGCAGGUGUGGAGUGCUUUGAUACCGAGAAGUACAAGGCCUCGAUGGAGAAGUUCGGAGAAUAUACAUGUAACGUGAAUUUCUUGGAGAUCCCCGCCUUCACCCUGUGCCAUGAGAAGCUCGUGCCGGGCAUGUCUGCAGUGCGAAAGGUGCAAGACAGUCACUGGCCACGCAACAAGCCCUGCCUCUUGUCCUAUUUCCAGAAAUCCGUAUGCACUAGACCGAAGGAGGCUGUGCAGAAACAUUUCAUUGUGACAGAAUUCCUGAUGCCAGGUCUUUGGAGGGAUUCUGUGGCCAUCGCAGCAAGCUCGAGGACUGAGCCACCGAACAAGGACCAGGUGAAGCUCCUGAGCAACGAUCCGCUGCGGUUUGCUUUUCUCCUCACCGUCAUUGAUGCGUGUGAGGGCGGCUGGUCCACUGAAAUCGAGACAGCUGCGAAGUCUAUGCGUGUGACCUACAUCCUUUGCACGUCUGACGAGCAAGUGGAGCAGAAGAAGUUUCUUCUGUCUGCUCGACAGGGCAGCCUCGCAGAUAAUGCGGUGCUCAAAGGUUGGAAACGGAUGAUGGCAGUGGUGGCCAUCAAGGGAAAACUUCAAGAAUGGUGUCGCGACAGUUCCGAUAAGGUGAGCGAGUGGCUGGCUCACGAGAAAUUCGUUGUGUCCAAGGAGACUGUGAAGAGCUAUUGCAGCAUCCAUGUGCGGGUUGUGGCCGCCCAUGCCGAGGGUGUCCUCGAGGAGAUCGAGGAGGAGUUCGGCAUGGAGAAUCAGUUGGUGAAGACGUGGAUCCUGUCUCUUGCGAUGGGUCCUCCUUGA